CAGACGUGUUGCAUAAUGAAGAUCUGAAUGUCUACCUGCUCAGGCCUAACAACCUCAUGGACAUCUCAACCUAAAGAAAAUGCUAGAAGCAAAGCGUCGCACCUCAUCGUCUCGUCACCGUCAACACACUUCGAUUCGCAACGAUGGCAUCUACAUUAUCGGUGACACGGAGAUCGUUGUCAAGAACUCAGGAUACAUGGGCUACGACACAGCACCAACACAUGGUCCGCCCCGAAGUGAGGGUCGCCGACAUGGAAGAUUUGAGAAAAGUUCUUACCCUUCAAAGCACCGGAAAGAGAUCAAAAGAGCAGAUGCAGUUAAUAAUGGUUCUCAAAGAGCCCGUCACCGCCGUCAUGGGCGCCAUCCUUCCCGCCAUAGUCAUGAUAGCUCAAGUACAGAGGGCAUAUCGAGUCACCGCGAUGAGGUGUCCGUAAAACACAGCUCGAAUGGUGCGUCGAACGAGUUUGAUGUUUCGCCACCUCGUGCCACCAAGACACUCAUGCUCCUUCCUAAUUACCCACCGAUAGUGGAUCAUGUGCUUUUUCAGCCUAUGGUACAAGAGAACCUCAGGGUACAAGAACAACCUCGAGUGGAUUUCCUGGAUUCACGUCAGAGACCUGAAACGUCCCAUCACAGGCUACAAUGCUCCGCUUCUGGCGUCAAUGCCGAAGCUAGACAUCCACAAACUCCAAGCGAUCAGUCUUCUCGUUCUGACGAAGAGUUCUUCGAUGCUUUAUCCAGCCUACCUGAUGGUCUGGCUCGUGCUGUCAAUUCAGAGUCUUCGCAAGAUUAUAAGCUGUUGGAGGAGAGAGCAUUAAGAAUUGAGUAGGAAUUCCAAACAGUAUACCACAAUCUUGAAGGAAGCUGAGAGGCAGCCUCGACAGCCUGGGUCGACGGUGAGA
Messenger RNA from Alternaria alternata, 902 nucleotides. RefSeq lists its product as hypothetical. The record is from RefSeq and is a predicted model, not a curated record. The coding region runs from base 80 to 829 and encodes 249 amino acids. The transcript has a single exon. NCBI's taxonomy places the organism in Eukaryota, Fungi, Ascomycota, Dothideomycetes, Pleosporales, Pleosporaceae.